AUGAGCAAACUAGGUGCUAUCAGCAGCAGCAGCAGCAACAGCAACAGCAGUAGCAGCAGCAGCAGCACCAACAGCAGCAACACCAAUAGCAGCAGCAGCAACAGCAGCAGCAGCAGCAGCAGCAGUAGCAGUUGCGGUUGCAUGCGUUUGCAUGUACAGGACGGCGAGCCUAAAGAAAAUUUCUGCGCGCCCCUCGCCUUCCUCCUCUACUGCCUGCAGCGCCAGGGCUAUCGGGUGUCUCUCCAGACAGAGACAGCGGUGACGGCAGCAGCAGCAAGCGAAGCAGGCGAAUGCAUUGCCGUAGUUUCCCCUGUGCUGCCGGAGUUGCAGUGCGCUUUGUACGCUGUCUCCCCUCCUCUGGAUGAAGCUGACGCUCUGCUGCCUCUCUUGGGUUUGUCUCAACGACUUGCUGCUGCUGCUGCUGCGGCUGCGGCUGUCAGGGGUUUUGCUUCCGCUUGCCCGUUUCAUUCUUUUAAGAAACGAAAUGCAGAUAGAAGUGCUGAAGGAAGCAGCAGCAGCAGCAGCAGCAGCAGCAGCAGCAGCGACGAAGAAGCAGCAGCAAGCUGCACGCGCAGAACCGCUUUGAAGGAGACAUUUAUGUCUGUGCCUCUUGCUGUUGCCUGCUGCAGCAGCAGCAACGGAAGCAGUGAGAGCAGCAGCAACGGCAGCAGCAACAGCAGCAGCAACGGUAGGAGCCACAGAAACGGCAGCAACAGAAAUGGCAGCACCAGCACCAACGGCAGCAGCAGCAGCAGCAACAGCAGCAGCAGCAACGGCAGCAGCAGCAACGGCAGCAGCAGCAACGGCAACAGCAGCAACAGCAGCAGCAGCAACGGCAGCAGCAGCAACGGCAGCAGCAGCAACGGCAGUAGCGACGGAAGCAACAACAGCCUUGAAGGAGAUAAAAGCAGCAUGAUAAACCCUUUCCACUUGGUCCUGAAGUCUGCAGCAGGCGACUGCUAUGCAAGCUUAAAAGCAGAGGCCUUCCGGGCGCGCUUUUGUGCUGCCUUUCGUCUUGCUGGCAGGAGACCCACAGCCUCACAGAUGGAAGGAGCUGCAGCAGCACCAGCAGCUGCUGCUGCAGCAGCACCAGCACCAGCAGAACUACGAGCAGCAGCACCGGCAACAGGAGAAGCAGCAGCCGCAGCAGAAGCUGCUGCAGCAGCAGAGAGAGCCGCAGAUGAUGAAGCUGUCGGAGGAAUAGAUGCCAGCAGCAGCAGCCGCAGCAGCAGACGCAGCAGGAGAAGCACUUUCGAGCUCUUGCUGGUGCAGCAGCCUCGGCUGACGCUGCAGUUUCUUGCUGCAGCUGCUGCAGCAGCAGAAGCAGCAGGGGGUUUAUUUUGCGAGGCUGGAGGAGAUUUUAUGCUGCGCCCGCGGAGCUUGGCGCCUUUGUGUCUUCAGUUGGUUUGUUUCGACAUGGACUCGACUUUAAUAGAAGAAGAGGUUAUUGAUGAACUCGCCGCUCAGAUAGGCAAAGAAGAAGAAGUAUCUGCAAUUACGCUGGCAGCAAUGCGAGGAAGCAUACCUUUUGCUGAGAGUCUCGCCCUGCGUCUUAAACUCUUAAAGGGUUUAGACAGGUCUUGCUUAGCAGAAGUCUUUAAGCGUUUGCAUUUAAGCGAAGGGGCGACGGCGUUGUCGCGUCUGCUGAAUUUUCGGGGCAGACUAACGGGAGCAGCAGCAGAACCGAUUAUGACCCCACAACUGAAGGCCUCCACUCUUAAACAGCUUGCCCAGCAGCAGCAGCAGCAGGUGGUGCAGCAGCAGCAGCAGCAGCAACAGCGACAUGACCAGCAGCAGCAGGAAGAACAAGAGCAGCAGCAGCAACAAGAACAACAGCAGCAGCAACAGCAGCAGCAGCGAAUGGCAGCUACUCCCUGUACUACCGCGGCGGCCUUGAGGUCUUCCUUUGCAGCAGCAGAAGCAGCAGCAGCAGCUGCUGCUGCUGCUGCAGCAGCAGCAGGUUUAAAUGCAGCAGCUGUCGGAGACGGCAGCAACGAUAUUCCAAUGCUGCGAGCAGCAGCAACAGGAAUUGCGUUUUGUGCGAAAGACAAAGUGAAGGCUGAGGUGCCUGUACACCUCAACCACAGGGAUCUCUUUCUUAUCGCUUACUUCCUAGGGAUCAACUACCCUGAAAGGAAAGGUAUGAAUGAGGCCUUACACUCUGCCUAA
Messenger RNA from Eimeria acervulina, 2169 nucleotides. Its product is annotated as phosphoserine phosphatase, putative. Gene Ontology annotation, biological process: L-serine biosynthetic process; dephosphorylation. Gene Ontology annotation, cellular component: cytoplasm. The transcript has 13 exons. The coding region runs from base 1 to 2169 and encodes 722 amino acids. Gene Ontology annotation, molecular function: magnesium ion binding. Lineage: Eukaryota; Apicomplexa; Conoidasida; Eucoccidiorida; Eimeriidae. The record is from RefSeq and is a predicted model, not a curated record.